Molecule: messenger RNA, 3921 nt
Organism: Caenorhabditis auriculariae
Lineage: Eukaryota; Metazoa; Nematoda; Chromadorea; Rhabditida; Rhabditidae
Source: the annotation of a GenBank genome assembly
AUGCUUUUCGCUCUGACCUUGGCGUUUCUUUUCGGUCUUCUCAGAUCAUUGGAAAAUGAAGCUUUCAUAGUUCACACAAGGUAAACAUCUUUUUGUCAGACUAAAAUUGAAGAAAGAAUCCAGCCUCGGAGCCUUGGAAGGUCGCCAAAUGACUUCAGCUUACUCUCCGUUUGGAAAUCAGACGGCAAUCAUCUUUUUUGGAAUUCCCUUCGCAAAGCCGCCUCUCGGAAACUUGAGGUUGAUUUCCCGAAGUUGUGAUGUAAAGCCUCAACUUCUCCAGAUUCCGAGGACCUGCUCCAGCAGGAAAGUGGCGAGGUACCCUCGACGCGAAGCAGUACAGCGCCGCUUGUAUCAGCAAUUCAUCGUUUGAAUAUUGGCCCUACAAACAAACAACGAUUUUUCAGAGUGACUUACAAGGGCAAGGACGGACCGAUUUCCGAGGACUGCCUCUAUCUCAAUGUUUUUACCAACUCUUAUUGUAUGAAGCAAGUGAGCGAUCCGAUUAUCGUUCUUAUAAUCUUUUGGGAAAAUUUCAGAAGGAUUGUGCUGUAAUGGCAGUGGUGCAUGGCGGCGGAUUCAAGGCCGAGUCGGCAGUUACGUUCAAGAGCGACGUGAUCAUCAACAACUUUGUUGGGCAGGUCAGAUCCAAGAUCAACGAGGACUCAGCCACCAAACGAAGCUCGGAAAUCUUAAAAUUGAAAUUAUUGAGCGCUUGAAGCUUUGAAAUUUUCUGAAAAUUAUUUUUUUUUAAUUUUUAGAAAGUGUUGUAUUUUGAGUCUAAGCUGUUCUCGAAAACCAGGACAAGUUACAGGAUGAAACUCCCAGAGUUUUCAUUCAGUACAUGGAAGAGUGUGACCAAAUUGUAUAAUAUUAUUAGUUCCGAGAAAAGUUUUGAUGUUCUAAUUAUUUUCUUUGUAUUUUGAAUCUGAGAGAUCGUGUCUUGUGUUCUCAAUAGCUACUUGGAACUAUUAUGUUGUUCUAAGAAACGGAACAUUGUGGUCGUCACUCUGGCUUACCGUGUAGGCGCCCUCGGAUGGAUGCAUUUGCCUGGAGACCAAAGUUCAGUCGCCGACAAUAAUUUGGGAGUACUCGGUUAAAAAUCACCGUUUUUUGUGUUAUGAAAUUAGUUACAGAUUGCAUAGAAGGUUUGCGUUGGAUUCAAAGAGACAUACACAACUUUGGGGGCCGGAAAGAUCGCGUCACGCUCUUUGGACACUCUGCUGGGGCAGUCAUGGUGGAAUUUGUGAGUCGAGAACUUGAAGACGUGACAGAAAAGCUGAAGUUUUAAGCUGGCUGUCUCUCCUUUGACUGAGCAGCUCUAUCAACAACAAGUUAUCAUGAGCGCCGCGGAAACUGCCUCGUCAAAAGGUUGACUUUCUCUUGGAUUCCUGCUUUUGAUUCUCGUUCGAAUAGAGACUCCGUUCAACGAAAAAGCCAGAAGUUCAUUUCAGCGGCAAGCACAAAGGCGUCAAGAAAGGUGGCCAUUAUUUUGGGCUGCUUGCCGGAAGAAAGUAGCCUCGAUAACAUCGAAAAACAUGAAAUCGCGGCGGUUGACUCCGGAAAAGGGCUUGAAAUGAUGUUUGUGAUUCAGGCAAUCGAUUGUUUGCGAGAAAAAGAUGCGCUGGAGGUGCUCAAGGCGCAGCUUUUGAUUGACAAAGACGCCGAGGAGUUCGUCGGGCCUUGGUUUGACGGCGAAGUCUUUUUCUGGUUGCACACACGGUUGAAUACAGUUUCCUUGUGUUUAGAUACUCCCAGACUACUCGGAAAAAUAUCUACGAAGUUCGUCGUACUUCAAGAGGACUACACUGAUCGGGACCGUCACGGCUGAAAUGCGAGAUUCCAAGUAUUUUAUUAAAACUCCUUUGAAAAUGAUCGAAUAUCUUCAAUUUCAAUGUAAUCAUAAUCAGAGGCGCUCAGGACUCCGAAGGGAAUCCGAUAGUAGAAAGGUGAGCCAGGGGGCAAGGUCGGCCCGAAUAUCUGAGCCGCAGGGUCUCCGAGUUCUGUACACACAUGGCCUUCGACAGUCCCUACGAACGACCGCAAGAGUUCCAAGCCGUCUGCGAGAGUUUCCACUCAAGAAGUCCCUGCCUGAAGACUCUUUGAGAAAUUCGUCGUGUUUCCAGAAGACGUGCCCCAGAUGAUGUCCGACUGGAAGACUUUCUACCACAACGUCAUCGACCACGCUGACGCCAACAUUGGCCCAUCAACCAAGUCCUUCGUGUACAGGUGAUGAAGAUCUGCACUGCGAAAAUUCAUCAAGAGGGAAGCUUUACACCAAAAAUUUUGAGAAAGUUCGAACUUUAUACUUAAAAAACGCAAAAAAUUCUUCGAUCGAUGAAAAACCAGAGAUCCUCAGAUUUAUUUAUAUGUAUAAAGUACAUAAAAAAAUAAUGACUUAGAGCAUAAAAUAUCAUCUUUUUGUAUAUUUGAAUGCUUUAUUCCUUGGAAAAAAAUUUUUUUUUGUUGUACAGUUUUUGAGAAAUUUGUGCUACAGGUCUACUCAAAAAAGUCCGUCAGAUUUUGAGUUAUCUGACUUCAUAAAGUGAUUUUUUGCCAAUGCAUUAGGCGAAGAACUUUUUCUCAUAACUACAUCUUUGUAAUAAAAAUUUCCAUAGUUUGAGGGAGUCGUACGUAAGAUAUUUUUUUACAUCAAAAAAAGCUUUUUUUUUAGUUUCUCCUACAAAGCGGGGAAAGCUUUCAAUCACUACCGGCCCGAUCGGAACAAUGAAGCCAGCUCUCCGUCACAUUCUGAAGAAUUUGUGCGUGGAAAAGGCUUUCCAAAGUAUCCAUUUUCUCAAACAGGUGUACAUAUUGGGAAUUAAUCGAGGACUGUUUGAAGAAAAAGAUUACGUCAUCGAAAAAAUCUUUUCAGGUCUAUAAAAACUUAUAUUAUUAUUAUUAAACGAUUGUAGGAAUGGUUGCGAAUUUCGUCAACUCGGGAGAUCCAUCGCCCUCAGAAGAGCAGAAGUGGCCUGUCUGGAGUGAGCAAGGAAACGAGUUCUUUCAUAUAGGUGAGUCAGAAAAAUGAAGGGUUUGUGAGGGAUUUUAUGAUUAAAUUACUGACAAUCAACUUUCUGGUUUGAAGAUUUCGAUGAGAACUUUGAGAUGCCGGGCGCCGAGGAAGGCUACUACGAAGAAGCAGAUUUGUUUUGGAAUGAAAUAGUUCCUAGGCAAGUGAAAGUCUUAAAAAAAUGUUUUUAUGAUGCAAUUUUUGAUUUUGAGAAAAAAAAAGAGAAACUUCAGGUUUUUUUAAUUUAGGGCAUCAAUAAGGCUUCAUAAGUUUCGUGCUUUUUCGAGGGUUCUAUAAAUCCGACUGUUAAAGACGGAUUGGUUAUAUAAAAACAUAAUUGGCACUUCAUUAUAAUAUCAAUAAGAUUCACGUUCAUCAAAUAAAAAAAAGUUUCUGUUACAGAUUCGCUGGAAAAAAUUUGCACGGAGAGAAAUAUCCUCCAGGAUAUGACACAUUUUCUUGCCGAAGCGUUAUAAUUCCUUUAGGUUUCUUCCUUUUUAUAUCCUGGCAAGGGGCUAUGAAUACAGGAUCGCACUGGUCAAAUCGCUCCAUUGCACAUGAGAAGACGUUUGAAGCCGAAGAAGCGUCCUACAAGCAGUGGACAGAGUUCCUUCUUUCGCAAAUCAAACAGCUCUUAGGUUGAGAAUCACUUCUUCGAAUGUAAGAAAAUUUCAGAAAAUCCUGAUGGUCUCAAAAGGGAAAGUUUGAAUCACUUUGCGAUGGACGGACAUUUCGGCAAGGCCAUUGGCUUUCCUUGUGAGAUUUCAUUUUUUUUUCUUCACUUCUCUGAAGUUUCAGCAUGGGUUAUCUUGAUCUCCGGAGUCACAGUAGUCGUCCUGACUUGCUGCAUCGGACUCCUCAAGUUCUUGGCCUGGCAACGCAGCCGCGCCGCCUAUCAACCUCUUCUCUGA